AGAUUGAUCCAAUCAAUAUCAAGAGUACCAUUGAUGUCACAAAUAGAUGCUUCAUCUGAAAUGAGGAGGGACAAUGAUCAAAACAAUGAUGCAUUCAAAUAUUGUCAUACAUUAUGUACAGUAGGACACAUGCCCAGAUAAGGAGUUGACAAUAAUUUUGAUGCAUAACAAAUUUUGGUCGGAUUAUGUUUUGUUUUGACAGACUGUUAUGUACCUAACUUUUUGAUAAACUUAUUGUAACAUGGGUAUAACCUUUUAGGAUAAAGUUUGGUGAUGGAUAGAAACAAAACCAUACAGAUUAAAGGAGAAUUCCUCUCAAUGAAAACAGAUAAUUUGAAUAAAAAGAUAAAAAUUAAACAAGCAUUAUAUAUGCUGAUAAUUUCUUUGAAAUUGGAUGUAAAAUAUGAAAGUUAUGAGAGAUAUAAAUUUUGCUUAUUUUUGUUACAAAAUAGCUAUAUACUGUAUACACAACAUAUGAUAUGCGUACGAGAGUAAAUGAUGUCACUCAUUUUCUUUUGCAUUUUAUUCUGUUUCUGUUUCAUUACAAUUUACAAUUUACAAUACUUCAAAUUUUGCAGAUUUGCUAAUAAGAGGCUUUUCAUCAAAUCAUAGUCUGUUAUGUCAAUGGCAAUCCUAUAUUUUAAGGGGGGGGAUUAAACUUUGUUUUGCGUUAAAGGAGAUUAGACGAUUUUAAUGAAAUACAAAAUGAAUAGCAAGUGGAUUACCUCGUCAGUUCCCUCAUUUACAUAAAAUAUAGAUUAGGAUGUUCAUAACUUAUUCAUGAAAAAGCUCCCAAAGUUUGAAGAUGUCAUUACUCAUUUUACAUGGGAUUUCGAUGUAAUUUUCAGCAUUAUGCUAGUUUGAUUUUUCUCUUUUCGUUAAAACAUACUGUUUUGGGGCAGAUUCCCCUUCAAGUAGUUAAAGUCUUAUAAGAUCUCUGAAUAACAUGCCUUCAAAGUCUUUUUCUCUGAGUCUCUCUUUCCUAUCAGUGUCCAUUUAUGGAGGGAGCCCUCUCUAGACCAAGGAAGGAAAGGCCGGGCCAAAUAAAACAAAAGCCUUCUUGCAUCCUGAUAAGGACCUCGAUGUCGAGGAUGAGAAGGGCCCGGACUAUCUCGGGGCUGAGCCAAUCGACCCCAACGAAGUCAACCUCAAGAACGACGAAUCCCGGACGGAGGAGGGGGACGACGAUGAGGCGUUGACCAAGAGUGCGCGGGAGACGCUAGCCCACGAGACGGAGCCAGGCUCUGCCAAGUACUCCCGGGAUCUCAACGGCAACGGGGAUGCGGAGUAUCCUGUGGGAGGAGGCGGUGGUACCAGCGGCGGUGGUGCGGGAGAGAUGAGGAGCAAGAUUCUCAACGGGAUGAAGAAGGUCAUGCAGAGCAUCAUGGGUUCCACGGAAGAAGAGAGCGAGAGGCUCCUGGUCCAGCUUGCCAAGGAUCCAAACUCGGUGGAUGCCAAGGAGAAGAUCAGGGAGGCCAUCGAGAAAAUGAUGUCCACCGAGAACGCCGACAAAGCCCUCCCUCGGGAACAGCUGAAGAUGAUGAUGAAGGGUUUGACCCAAGGGCUGCUGGUGGAUGAUGCUCCUGCGAAAGAUGGAGCGGACAGGAAGGAGAACUUUGACCCCGAGGCGGUGGGGAAGGAGGAGAAGGUGUUGGUGUUUCCGAGUGAAUUAGAAGGGAGGUUGCUCGAUGAUAAGGAUUAUGAGCCGAUGAAGGGGCUGGAUCGGAAGGAGUACUUUGAUUGGGUUAACCCUCCAGGAUUUGAGGCUGGCGCUCCUGGGUCACCUGAAGCAGAUGAGGAGCAAGAGGAGGAGGUCGAUGAUGUUGACAUUGGUUACCAUGCCGAUAAUGACAAAGAUGAUGAAAACCUCGCUGACAGAGAAUAUUAUCCCUCUGAUGAAAAUGCUGGUAACCAUGAUGAUGUAAAGGAGGAUUUCUGCUUGCCUGGGAAAGACUGCAAAAACACUGGCAACCAUCAAACACAAUACUAUGAAAAACUUCACACAGAUUCUGAUCAAUCAGAAACGAAACAUGAAUUUGGGGGACGCGAAUCGGAGGUUGAUCAUAACCAUGGCAACGAGAAUACUCUGGAAGAUGAUGGAGAAGUGACGGAAGAAGAUGACGAAGAUAAGAAGAGAGAAGAGAAUGACAGGAAAACAGAAAAAAGCAAAGAUGAAAUGAAGAGCCGAGAACAUGAUGGAGACGAAGACGAAGGGAUGGAAAAAGAAGAACAUGGGGAAGAAGGGGAAGAAAAUUUUAGCAGAAAUGAAGGUGACAGAGAAGACGACCGAUAUCUCAGUGAAGAAGAGGAAGAGGAGGAAGAAGAAUCAGAUAGGAGUUGCGAUGACGGAGAAUGCUCUGAAGAGGACGAAGAGGAGGUCGAGUGGUACUACAAGCCUCGAGACCUAACCUCGGCUGAGAGAAAGGUCCAAGAAGUCCUCGAUGGGGAAGUUUCCAACGAGACGCAGAAGUGGAUGAGCGAGAUGAUGAAGAUUGACGAAAACGCUUACUUUCUCUUGAACGAUCUACCGGAUCUAGAUGUGAUAAUGACAGACAACCAGUUGAAUGGUUCGAACCGUGUGGUCGCUGAUGGGCUAGCCGCUGACCAGGAAUGUGGAACUCUGCUCCAACUUUUAGAUGGCGAGGCAAAGGAGGGGAACGGAUACAAAGGAAAGACAAGCCCUCAUACGAAGUAUGAAAACUUUGAAGGACUCACUGUUAAAGACGCUGUUGAUGCCGCCGGUGCCGGGCGAAUACCCCUGCUCUAUCCCACGGUCUACAUGCAUCUUGCGGAGCGGUCACGCCAGUUCGUCCAACGCCACUUCAAUCUCAAAUCCCACCUUUUCUUCUCGUAUACCCACCUCGUCUGCCGGUCCGCCGGGCCAGGUAUCUUAACGGCAUAUUCUUCCAUCAGACGCAAGGAUCUGAGUCAUCCCGUCCAUGCCGAUAACUGCCAGCUGGACCAUAAAGGUUACUGUCACAAGAGACUACCAGCGUUUGUCUGGCGAGACUGGAGUGCUAUCCUAUACCUGAAUCACGACUUUGAAGGAGGGGAGUUCAUUUUCGCCAACUUUAACAAUACACCACAGGCCCAGGUCAAUCCAAAGUGCGGGCGUCUCGUUGGCUUCUCGGCGGGAUCAGAAAAUCUACACGGCGUGAAGGGGGUGAUCCACGGGCGCCGCUGCGCCCUGGCAAUGUGGUACACGCUCGAUCCACGGUUCAGGGAAGUCGAAUUCUUCAACGCAGCUGAUCACCUAAACAUGUUGUAUGAAAAAGAAUACAAACAGCAUCAUAACUGAAAAUGAGAGAGGAGAGUUUGUUCCAUGACGUUUGCUCCAGUGACAAUUGCUCGGCUGUGAAUUCCACACACACUAAUGGAAUGACCAACUUCAACCCUGGAUGUAAAACUAUGUCCUUUCCUAUAAAACCUAACCCUAAACCUAACAUAAACCAUAUUGCAUUCUUAACCCAAACCUUAUUAUCUUUGGCGAAAUUGGCUGGAGCAUAUGUCGUGUCACCGGAGUGUUAACACGACGCAGAACAGAUUGAACAACACAGCAAAUGUAUUGAAAUGCCCAUCAAAUGACAAUGAACAGCUGGUAGGUAUUUGUUUGAAUUUGGGUGAACAUGAACGGCAGAGUUGUCCCGUGUUUCAGAGCUGACGAAAAGUUUUUAAAAUAUGUCUUUUGUCCAGUGUCCUAGACGAAACUGCCGUUUUGAUUCACCAACUUUUGACAAAUACUUCUAGGUUGUUCAUUAUCAUGAAGGGCAUUUGACAAUACAUUUUCUAUGUUCCUGACUCUGUUGUUCGUCGUGGAGCGAGAACUCCCAAUAAAUACUUCCGAAAAGAAGUGAGUACACUACUUGAUCAUGGGUACAUGCAUGUUAAAGGGGAAGAUAGCCCUGAGGAUACAUGUAAGUUGGCUUGAACAAAAGCAAAACAAUCGAAAAAAAAUGUUCAUGAAGGUUCGAUAAAGAUCCAUUGAAGAUAAAGUGAGAUAUGAUUUUUUUUUUUUUUUUUUAAUUUGUAACGUCAGAUGCAAGCAGCUCCCCCCAUAUACCACGUUAUAUAAAUUCCAAUUAGUAAUGGAACAUGAGGAAUAAGCUUUAUUUGUCUUACAGACUGGGGUAUCAAAUAUUGUACAACGCCUACUUAGCUUGUUGUACGCGAGCAAAUGGGAGGCUGAAUGUCAAACAUUCGUACCGUUGCACAAAAGACGUACCAUCCAAAAUGUACCGUUGCACGGCUUUAGGAGGUGACGUCACAAUACGAUUCAAUUCAUUGCGCUCAGUAAAAAUGCAGGUGCAAUACGCGUAUAGCCUGCUAGCUAAAUGCGCAAUGCUGCCCAAGGUGUUCGCUUGUGGGAUUUUGCUUUUCGCUUUCCAUAUUUUUGCUCCCUUUUCAUAGAUUACUGCAGGAAAAACUCUUUGUUUUUACAUAUUUUCGCUAACUUCCGAGGCGUUGUACAACACAAAUAGCGAAUAUUCUUAUUCGUGCAAUGGUGCGAGAUUUCGCAUUCGGUGAAAGAAAGAAACACUCUAUUCAACUCGGCUAACGCCUCGUUAAAUAGAGCAUCUUUCUUUCACCUCAUGCGAAAUCUCGCACCAUCGCACUCGUGCCUAUUCGCUAUUUGUAUAAUAUGUCUGAAGGUAUUUCCCCCACGCAUACGAAAAUGACAUUUUUUUUGUAAUUUGUAUCACAGAACACAUUAAACAGAAGCUGCUCGUCUAUGACAUCACAAAAUCAAAACUUUGCAAACCCAUAACUCUGUUCUUCUUUGACGGGUGUUCAUCAAACCUUCACCAUUAUUUUUCACUAUUUUAUUAUGCUUUUAUUAUAAAAACCAGUUUAUUAUCAGGGCGAACUAUCCCUUUAAUAUCUAUACAUGUAUGAUUGUGUGCUGCUAUCUUCAUAUGUUUCAUGGUCCUGAGAUAUUUUGUUACAAUGAAUUUCUUCUCUAUUCUUUCUUAGGCAAAAGGAAGCAAGUUACAAAAGUAUCAUUUGGCGUAAAUGAGCAAUGUGUGUUCAUCAUUCACAUAGACGUCAUUGCAAUUUAACAGCAUACGGUGUAUUUUCUUCAUUAUCUUUCCAUAGAACAAUCAUUUCUUCCCCAAAUUUUGCCCGAACGUGCAACAUACAAAGGGUGUUUCAGAAACAACAAUAACUCAAAUUCGACUGAUGUGUCACUUGCUUCCUUUUGCCAAAGUUAGGCAGCAUAAUUGUUGACGUCAGCAACUUGGGGAAAAGCUGAACUGAAAAGCUGAUGUGUUCUUGAACAGCGUAACCACUUCUCUUGGUUAAUGUAUGAAGUACAUGUAUAGGCCAACUCCACCUCAACAGCAAUUUAAUUUGCAUAAAACGGGAUAAACAUCAGACAAGUGCAACAUUAAAAAAUGUCAUUAAAAUCAGAUCAGGGAAUAAAGUAACAAAAAAUAUGACAUUUCAAAGUUUUGCUUGGUCUCUCAAAGCAGGAGUAUACACAUGCACUACAUGGUCAACAUGCAAAUAUAUGCAAAUAUGAUAUUUGAUGCUGCCACAUACAAUAUUUCUUUUAUGAAUAUUACUUGUACAUGUUGUUUGUAGUAUAUAAAAUAAAAUAUGAAACGCAUUUUGAUAUAUUGAAGAAUUUAUUAUUCAGAAGUUCUAAAUAUUAAUCUUAGACAAGGACAUAGGAACUUUGAAUAUAUAUAUUUAUAUCAAUAUUUUCAAAUAUUGUAGGUUUGAAAGAAGUUCAAAGGUGAUUCCUGAUAAGUAAUCAUAAACGUACAUGUACCCAUUUAAAAUGAUAUGGGAAUAUCCAAUUUACUGUAUAUCUUAUAUUUCUGAGGAGUUUUAAAAUGAAAGGAAUAUUCUAUUUUAUACAGCUGUGUGUGAACUAUGCAACGUACAGCUUGUAUUAGGGAAGUAAUAAUUAGUAUGGAUGGAACAUGAAUAUUUGAAAAUACUCCCAACUUCUUUGAUUAUGCUUAAAUUAUGAAGACAUGAAAUAUAAAACUUGUUCUAAAUCACUUAAACUAUUAAAGGUCAAAAUGUACUUGCAUAAUUGUUUAUUCAAUAUUACUUUAAUUGUAAUUUGUAUUUUUGUGUAGAUAAGAACUGGGGUCAGUAUUAACAAAAAUGUUACAUGUAUUUUAUGACAUGUACAUUCUAUGGCUGUGAAAAUAAUUUGUUUUUAAAAUAUUUUUUUUACAUUUUUUCCCAUCAGUUUACCAGGGAUACAUGUAUUUUUCAAUCAAGAAAUCAUUAAGCGAUGAAAGUAAUUUCAAGUUUAAUCAAUCAAAAUACAUCACACAUAAUGAUUAUUCUAACUAUUGCAGGGAUUUUUUUUUCUGAAUUUCAACUCUCAAAUGUGUUUUUGUACUUGCCAUAUGAGUAUUCAUCAUAUUGAUGUUUGAAAUUUUAGCAAUAUGCCACCGUUGCCUUAAACUUUUGCACAAUAAUUAUUUGUUGUGUGAAUCUUGCCAUUUGCACUGGAGGUUUUACUAAUUUUUCCGAAAAAAAAACUAUAUGCAAUUUUCUAACUAGACUGUGAUGUGCUAUAAUACAAUAAUUAUGUUCAAGUUUUUGUGUGCUUUUACAUUACCUUAUUACUCAUAGGUAUACAUCCUACGUUUUUGAUCUGGGGGCCGUUUCAUAAAGCUGUUUGUAAGUUAAGAGCGACUUUAAGAACGACUGGUGAUCCUUUCUUGUGGUAAAUGAUAUUCACCAUUAACUGUUUGUUGGUGAUUAUUUAGCGCGUAAGAAAGGAAUUCACCAGUCGUUCUUAAAUCACUCUUAACUUACGAACAGCUUUAUGAAACACUCACCUGGUGGGUGUUUCAUAAAGCUGUUCGCAAGUUAAGAGCGUCUUUAAGAACGACUGGUGAUCCUUUCUUGUGGUAAAUGGUAUAUUCAUUGGCGACUGUUUAGCGCGUAAGAAAUGACCACCAGUCGUUCUUAAAGUCGCUCUUAACUUACGAACAGCUUUAUGAAAUGGCCUCCAGGUUCCCAAUUCCGUACCAUUGAGUUUUAAUGGUUGUCUUUCUACAAUUGUUUGCAUUGGCAUCGUAUGCAAUCAUUAAAAAAAAAUCAGCUUCAUAGUCAAUUGCAACUGAAACAGAUGAGCCUUAUUUUAUGUACUUUCCGAAUAGAUGGUAUUGUAACAGGAUUUGCCAUAUAAGUGGGUAUACUUGUGGUAAAUACUGUUAAAUACUGCCUCUUGAUAAUUUUCGAGGAAAAUGGGAUAUACAUGUAGUUGCAAAUGCAGGGAAAUACUAACAAUAUAAACUGCUGGAAUAUUUUCAGGUAUUUCUCAAGCAUAUUCUCGCAAGUCCCUGUACCUACUUGUACAUCUUUGAGUACUGUACCUAUAUUUCUGGGGAAAGUUUACACCUUGUAUUAUAUACAAUUCAUAUUUUAUGAAGAGUUUUUAUAAUCGUGAUGUCGUACCAUCAAACUAUUUCUUUGGCUGCUUUUUAUGUUCUUUUUGUAUUUGAACGUAGUCGAACAGACAUAUAUGCCUGUAUUCUGAACUUAGGUUUAAAUCAAACCCUGGUUUAAAGCUGUGGUUGGGUCUAAAUUCCUAACAGCACACAUCCAAUUCAUGAACUCAUCUGAAAUUGUUCAGAACUGUCUGGGAAUUAUAAUCGAAGUGUUUUGAAGUAUACAAGUAUGUCUUCAUUUUAAAGCAACAGGAAACAAAUCAGUAAACAUAAGACAUAUACAAUAUAAACAAGAUUUUUGAUACUUUGGCUCCCCAUAAUUUUAACAGAGAGUUAGAAUGUGGUCUGAGUUAAACCUGACUUCAGAAUACGGGACACUGUGUACAUGUGUUUUUAGAUUAUAAAGUGAUAUGAAAAUUAUGAGAAUAUACUUUUAUAAUGUAUUAUAGAACAGUGUAGAUUGUCUGUAUUGUAGUGCAUUUAAUCAUAGCAUGUAGUUGAUAUUUCUUUAGAAUGAAUUAAUUUAGCUAGAGUCAUGUUUGUGCAACUGCAUAUGGCCCCAAUGAGGAUUACACCCCCCCCCCCCCCCGAAUAUUUUCCCAAAUUACAAUACAUCCAAUGUAGUCUGCAAGUACAGACCUUUGAUCUUUUGCAUAGGAAGACUAGAAAAGUGGGCUUCAUAAGCCAGGUGGUAUUUAUAGAUUAAGAUCCAGUGUUCAAGGGAAACCAGAAAAUUUGCAAGGUUUUCCUGAAAGAGGGUUAAAUCAUGUUAUCGUAACAUUUUCAUUCGUUCCAACUCUUAUCUCUUCUAAUUUUGUAUUGUAGAAUUUGUGUGUGUAAAUAAACUAUUUGUACUGUUUCUCUAA
Messenger RNA from Lytechinus pictus (painted urchin), 8287 nucleotides. RefSeq lists its product as uncharacterized. The coding region runs from base 1337 to 3298 and encodes 653 amino acids. Gene Ontology annotation, biological process: collagen metabolic process. NCBI's taxonomy places the organism in Eukaryota, Metazoa, Echinodermata, Echinoidea, Temnopleuroida, Toxopneustidae. The record is from RefSeq and is a predicted model, not a curated record. The transcript has 7 exons. Gene Ontology annotation, molecular function: L-ascorbic acid binding; iron ion binding; oxidoreductase activity, acting on paired donors, with incorporation or reduction of molecular oxygen.